Molecule: messenger RNA, 5103 nt
Organism: Haliotis rufescens (red abalone)
Lineage: Eukaryota; Metazoa; Mollusca; Gastropoda; Lepetellida; Haliotidae
Exons: 29
Coding region: 119-4561 (1480 amino acids)
Biological process (GO): cell-cell adhesion; cell migration
Cellular component (GO): adherens junction; catenin complex
Molecular function (GO): beta-catenin binding; actin filament binding
Source: RefSeq, a predicted model, not a curated record
CGUAACUCAUUUCGUUUAAGAACUCCCGUUUCAUUUUUUAUAAACUGAUGUUAUUUACGCGGUGUCUUCAGAUGCGACGGACACCUGUUGAACCAAAAUAAUGUACACAUGAAAAAUAAUGGAUGUCACGUACGGAUUGAUAUCGAAUCUCGUAAGAACCAAGUCAGUUGAAAGAGUGCUGGCCCCGAUUGCAUCACAGGUAUCUCUCCUUAUCAUACUUAACGAGGCAUCCGACACUCACCUUGAUGGAAGGGAGACAACUCCAGGAGAUAUCUCGACUUGUGCAAAAUGUGUCAGUGCAGCAGUUGAAGGUUUCAUUGGCGUUGCCAAGCAACAGGCUCAAAAUGCACAAGAAGCUGAGUUUCAGCAAGAUAUGGCCUCAGCGUGUGAAACCCUGGACGUGGCCCAGUCUGGUUUUUAUGUGGCAGCUCAGAAAUUCACAGCCGAUUCGUCAAGCAGACAGACCCGGGUCACUCUAGUCCAGAGGUCAAAGGAGGUUCUGCAGGGGAUACUCAAGGUUCUCCUUGUUUCUGACAAUGCGGAGGUCAAGAAAAUGGUGGCAGCUGUUGGUGAAACCAAGGUCAAGGUCAAACUUGUUGGAAAAGUCACCAGUGUCAAAGAACUUGUAUCAGCAUUCAAGAGCCUAACAGAAUCGGUCAUGUCGUUGAUUGCUCUGACGAGGCGGAGACAGAAGGAGGUCAUCAACUCCCAGCAUCGAGAACAGCUGAUAACAAGCAUGACCGUCCUCCGCAAGUCUCUGUCUGGACUCAACACUACCAUACAGACAUACCUCAAGUACCCCGACAACCCACAGGCACAGACAGGGAAGGAGGCCAUGAUUGGUCAGAUCCUGUCAACUCUGUCAGACAUUCAAGAGGCACUAGAGAGUAAACAGACAAGGGAGACAACUCUGAACAUUGAAGAACCUGGGUAUUUUAUUUCCAGGGUGGACUUUAUUCUGGAAUCUCUGGCAGAGGAAUCAAGGGAGGUAAUUCACCCUGACUUUGAGACUUGGAUUGCUGGCGUGGUGAGGCACAGUAUGGCUGUCGCUCACCUGUGCAGAGACGACUACCGUGACCUCAUCAUUCAAAACUGUCAGAGAGUGUUGCAGGUCAAAGGGCGGAUGCUGGAGCUGUCCCGGUCCCUGCCGCAGACCCCACCUGGCAGUCACCACAGAAGGGAGCACGGGGAGGUCUGCGAGACGAUGCUGGACGAGUUCUGUCACCUGGAGCAGCAUGUCAACAUGGCCCUGCUGCAUCUCAUGGUGGACGUCUUCAAGGACACCACAGAACCUCUGGAGAGACUCCUCAAGGCUGUGCUUUGUCCCAAACAGAACAAUGCGAGUCCAAGUGUGAAGGACCUGGUGGCAGACUUCAGCGACCACGCAGACAGCAUCUACCAGGUGGCCAGCCUCGCUGCAGCCAGCUCCUCCGACAGUAAACGUGUGAGGGUGAUCCGUGCCUGCGUGUACCAUCUUGAGAAAAUUGACCCCAACAUUGUACCAUCAAUCAAGGCAGUUGCCAGGCAACCAACAAACAUGGCCGCCCUGAGAAACUUAAAGUUAUUGGUAAAGGGCUGGAAGGAAGAGUUAUCUGCUCUUGUAGAAGUUCUGGAUGAAAUGGUAGACCCGGAGUUGUUUAUAGAAGUUUCAGAGUUGAAGAUAGGUGAGGACAUAUGUGCCGUGCGCGGGUUUCUCCUCCAGGCGGACCAUGAGGGCAGCACCGAGGCCAUCUCCUGCGUGUUCCGCCGCACCAGGCGUGUCAUACAGAUAGCCCAGUCAGUGGUGGACCACAGCACGGACGCCAUCUACAGGAACGGCCUGCUCGUCUUUGUCAGAAAGCUUCAACAAGCUGAGUCUAUCACCAAAGAGGCACUGAGGUACCUGCAGCGAGACGUCCACAACGAGCGUCUGCAGGAGACCUUCGUGAAGCACCUGCUCCUGCUGAAGGGGUUUGUGGGACAGGUGAAGGAGGGCCUGUCGGCCGACAACCACCCCGACAUAACCAGUCCCGACCGGAUGAAGGUGUACAAGAAGAAAAGGCUCAGGCUGUCAGGCUCCAAAAUCAACAAGCCCCCCAGCAAAAGGCGCAGUCAUUCACACCAACAACCUAGUUACCGUCCAUCCUCAAAGUCUGGCCUUGACCUUGCCCCUAGGUCCACCAAUCGGAAGCAGGCAUCAAAAACGGCAAAACAUGAUGUCUCACCUGGCAAAGACAGACAACAAAAACCAGCAGUAUCUUCUGACGAGGCACCUGCUUCAGGUAGCCUUGGAGUUAAGAUGUCUGACAUUCGCCUGGUAGCGAAGCAGUUUGUGUCUGCUGCUGUGGCCGGAGAUAAGCAGCGGGUCAAUGUGCUGACCUCUGACCUCCUUGCCUGGACGAAUCACAUUUUAGAUGCUUCCCAGAGCCUGACCAAUCAUUGCACAGAGCUUGAACACAUAGAAGAGAUGGAGAGCCUGUGUAGAGAGCUUGAUCAGCUCACCCCAGAGACUAUCAACAAGGCCAAGUACGUCGUGGUGGGGGACAUCAGCGAGGUGGCCAAUCUGCAGCACACAGCUGAUGCCUGGGCUGAUAAGCUGGAUAAAGUCCGAAUCCACCUGGACGUUGCCGUGGAUACAUGGAAGACUGUAGCAGACGGCAUCCUGGUAGCCAUCCAGAAGGGCAGCGUGGACAAGCUCAAGGUUGAGAUGACCACCCUAGAGAGUCACCAGGAAGCCCUGGGAAUCCUCCUGUCCUCUGUCGACUCAUUCACUGCCGACUUAACGCCUGAAUCUGACGCAACCUUGACCUUCCUCAAAGACCAAAGAGAUGACCUUGACAAUUUGACCAUCACCAUGAAGACCACAGCUGACCUCACUUUGCAGACAGGAAAUGCAAAUGAUAUCUGCGUCUAUCGGUGCCAGCUUGGUCAGCUGUGUCGUGAGUGGGCAGUGCUGGUCACAUGCGUGCUGUCCAGUCUCCGGACACUCACCUCCCAGGUGAUGACUCGGGGUUGUGACAGGAUUGCUGGACUAGGGGAGGUGACGCCAGACAACGCGGACAGGGACACCAUGAGAGCUGUGGGGGAAAGUGUGAAGGAACUCCUCGACAGUGUUUCUGUUGGUAAUGAAGAUUUGAAAUCUCAAUCAUUUGAAAUCAGCCAAUUUCUGGAUUCUUCCUUGGAGAAACUUCAGACACCAGGGGGCAGUGUGGUGGAGUUCCGGGGCGUACAGGAGGCCAACAUUUACAUCAGUCAACACCAUAGACUCGUACUGGCCCAGUGGGUUGCCAAGGUAUUAGAAGCUCAACAGCUGGUGGACCACAUGACCUCGGACUUCUGUCACCCUCUGGAGUCCUUCCAUACACAGGCACUGGACAUACACAGACUGUCUCUCACAGAUCCAGCAUCCUCGGCAGAACAUAAAUCCAACUACCUGUGCGAGGUGAGCAAGAUGGCGGCCAACAUCAGCAUGGUGCAACAGAAGGCACUCAACGCCAUCCAGCUGUCCCCAGACCUGGCCAAAAGGGGUGUUGUCAGGCGGUGCCUAGACGAUAUCGCUGCCCUCACACCCCAGUUGCUGGACAAGCUGAAGUCCUUUGUUGAGGACAGUAAUACGGAUGACACGGAGCAGGAGACUCUCAAGGUCCAGUGGGCAGCUCGCAUGAAGAGGCUGACACUGACUCUCCAACAGAUGCCUGACCUUAGACCCACACUCAAUACUGAGAUUGUGAAACUGUUAACAAUGGAGCCUAGCAGAAAUGGUUUACCCAAGAAUAUUUCGAAAGAAGAGGGUAAGCCGAAACAACAGGACAAUGAGGACCAAGUAGGUGCUGAAGGAGGACCACAGACACCUCUCAGGACACCAGGAAACAGGGGACAUAACUCUGUUAUAGGAACACCCAUGCUUGGAAUGUCUAGACAUGACACGCCAUUGCUUGGCACACCCAACCAUAAACCACUUCGAUCUAUAAUGUCAUCAGCUGUGUAUCUGGAGGAGGUUACAAACCAAUGGAGCACAGGAGAAAACCAGGUUAUUCUGGUUGCCAUGGAGAUCGUCAAACACACAAAGAACAUUGCAGAAUAUUGUUUUGGGAGAGGAGAGUUGGAGGACACUGCUGGGCUGGUGCGUGCUGCCUCCAUUGUGGUGGAGAAUGGACAGAAGAUGCAGCGGUACAUCCGGGCACUGGCCGACAGCUGUGUGGACGAGAGUGAUGCUCGAGACCUGAGAGUGUGUGUGGACAAGAUCAGCUCCUUCACCACCCAGCUGAACAUCAUCUGCAACGUCCUGCACAACUCCCCGACCACAGCUGAGAGUGAUAAGAUCGUGCUUAGGAACACCAGCAACCUGCUGAAGGCAGUUCAAGAGGCCUUCCUGGAGGCGGAAAAGGGCGGAGUCAGGGGUUUGACAGACAAAUCUGGGCAGGACAGAGAAGAUGGAGACAUCCUCGCCCUGGUGUCCGAGUGGCAGAGGGCGCUGGUCUUGCAGAGGUCGGCCGAGGCAAACACGUCCCCUAGGGAUGAGCUGGGGCUACGACGGGUGGAACGACAUCGACCCCCAUCACUGGUUCACAUUCUUGAGUAGGGGAGUCACAAUAUGCAAACUUUAUGAAAUUAUGUGUGACACUACUAUUGCAUCAUUGUCCAUGACAUUCUCCAUGUUCCUUUCUGCCAUAACUGGGCCAUUUAUUGCCUUAAACCAUCUUCCCGAGGCAAGGGAUUUUGGCUGGACUAACAAAUUGAUGCAUAGUCCAUUCAAAAAACGCAUAAUGAAAUCGACAUCCGUUUGUCAACUGAUAUAAGAGGUGGAAUCUGAUUGGUCAGUAGGAAGGACGUAGACGGGACAUAACUCAUAAUAGCCACUGGUGGCACUACGAUUGAGUCCAGAAGUUCCAGUCUAGUCAGUAAAGUUCCUUGCUGUAGGCAGAUGCUUGAAACCAGCUUGUGGUAACUCACAUAUUCUAAUAACAUACAUAUAUCUAGCAUAAUGAUUUGUGAUAGAUAGUAAGGUAAACAUAAAGCUAGACUAGUUUUCUAGACACAGUUUUGUUUAUUGACAGUAAUUUUUGCCAGUCUUUGUGCAUUUUACUUCAAAAAUUGAUACAGAAUUAGAAUAUUUAUUGAUAA